UCAACACUUAGAGGAGUUGUCAGGGGGAGCCAAGCCCAAAGAGGGGCCAACAACAGCACUAAACACAACGCCAUCCCGUUGUCUGGUCGGAGAAAGAAACGCCGAAAGCAGAGAGAGUGUGAGACAAGAGAGGAGGCAAGAGAGGAGGGUGGGUGAAAGCAGAAGGAAACUCAGCAAAUCUGCCCCUUUGACCCGUGUACAGCUUGGGAAUAUGGGGAACACUAAGAGCGGCGCUUUGUCCAAAGCGAUUCUGGAUGAUCUGAAGUUGAAUACCAAAUACACAGAGGAAGAGCUCUGCGCAUGGUACGCCACUUUCCUCAAAGAGUGUCCCUCCGGACGCAUCACCAAGGAACAGUUUGAGGGCAUCUAUGCCAGUUUCUUUCCAGAUGCCGACCCUACCGCUUACGCUCGACAUGUCUUCCGCAGCUUUGACACUAAUGCUGAUGGCACCUUGGACUUUAAGGAGUACAUUGUGGCACUGCACCUUACCUCGUCAGGCAAGACCCUGCGCAAACUUGAAUGGGCAUUCGCUCUGUACGAUGUAGACGGCAAUGGGACCAUCAGUAAAAACGAGGUGCAGGAGAUUGUACGGUCAAUAUUCAACAUGAUACCCGUCGAAGACCAGAAAAAUCUUCCGGAAGAUGAGAACACACCAGAAAAGCGCGCUGACAAAAUCUGGACCUUUUUCGGAAAGAAAGAAGAUGAUAAGAUUGGAGAGGGGGAAUUCAUUCAGGGUGUCAUGGAAAACAAAGACAUCUUGAGGCUGAUACAGUUCGACGAGCCAAAGAAGAUUCAGGAAAAACUCAAGGAGAAGAAGCAUUAAUGGCUACAUUCUCAUGAGAUUGAUUUGACACUAAACCUACACGACCCAGACUGAUUCUCCAGGCCACACGCUGGAGACAUUCAGACACUCCAUCCAUACACACUUCAGAGCCGUAAACCAGACAAACCUAGCUUUUCUCAUAACACAUAAAAGACUUGUGUUCUGGAACACCACCAUCACCACCUCUGCCUGAAAGGCCGCACUGCUAUUUCGAUUGCUUUAAGAAUCCAAUUGAUAAGAGUUCCAAUCAAAUUAGGCUCAUGUUAACAGUCUCUGCUCAAUCCUCUUAGGAUCUGAAGGUCGGGUAAGACAAAUCCACAGGGUCCAGUGGCUCUCCUCUUUUAGAUCCCUUCAGGGUUAAGCAGGGGCGUGUCUAGAGCAUUAUAAAUGGGGGGGCCAGGCUGGGGCACUGUCUCAAAAGAGGGUGGCCGCAAAAUGACCAAAAUGCGCAUGAUGAGAAAUAAAAACAUUGUAGAAUCUAUGGUACACUAUUAAGAAGUGCAAACCUGCAAAUGUUAUCUUAGGGAGCUAUUUCUACCUGAUCUAACCCUUAGAUUUCAUUUUAUCACUGUAACCUAAUGUAGGUUGAAUAGGUUAAUAAUUUUGGGUUGAAUAAAAUCAAAUAAAUUAGAUGUUACCACAUGAUAAAUUGUACGUAUUCAGUGAAGAAAAACACUUAGAGGGACUUCAAAGCUUUAUUCAAAUGAAAAUACUUUCAUCAUCCUCACGACAGUACACAUGGUUUUGGCUCAUACCUAAAGGCUAUAACACACACCAGUGUUUGUAAUGUGCUGAGUUAUACAAUUGAAUCCACGCAUUAUGACAUAGAGUGUAUACACAAUGUAAAUAAUAGAUUGAUCGCACAGUGUAGAGAGAUUAAUUGGUCAUAACACAACUUUGUGAGAUCGGAAUGAACAACGAGUGACAGCUUUUUAGUGAUUAUAAAGGGAGCACUCUUUGCAAGCUUUCUAUAAUCCAUUCAAAACGCAGAACUUUUGUUUUUCGACCACACACACACAUUGCAAAAUUUCGGAAUGACAUAUGCAUUUUUAUGCAGGAUUCGGUCUCGACAUGGCAGUGACUGACGUAGUGAUAACUACAAUUCGACAAAAUAUGUGAAAAUGUGCAUUAAGACUAGAGCACCCUCACUAAU
This is a messenger RNA of Cyprinus carpio (common carp), 1976 nucleotides long. Its product is annotated as recoverin. Gene Ontology annotation, molecular function: calcium ion binding. Lineage: Eukaryota; Metazoa; Chordata; Actinopteri; Cypriniformes; Cyprinidae. The record is from RefSeq and is a predicted model, not a curated record.